AUGCCUCGGCCGCCCAAGCGCCCUGUGGUCCUGAGCGACACCGAAUCUCACAGCGAGAGCGACAACGACGAGUCGGGCUCUGAGAGCGACUCCAAUCCCCUGAUCGACGAUGAGGCGCUAGACUCGAGCGACGAUGACGAGAGCACCAGCAGCAGCGACGAUGGCUCCGUUGACGGCCCUCGCUCGUCUUUUACCCGCUUCAUGGACCUCCCGCCCGAGCUGAGGACGCAGAUAUGGCAACACUUUUGCUCAGACCUCGACGGCCGACCGCGCGUGCUGCAGUUCGAGAUGGGCCCCGGUGGUGACCGCAAGAUCGAGAGACACCUCUUGCGCGACGCCUUGGGCCUCGAUACUCCGCGUGGCAUAUGGACCGUCAAGGAGUGGAUCAGUCUCGCGGAGCAGACCGAGCCCCUGCGCAGCCUGAUGGCCGUCCAUCAAGAGUCGCGCGCCCUCGGUCUCAAGGCCUUUCCCGAUACCCUCACCAUGGACUCGGGCACCGCCGACUUUGACGCCCGCGUCGCCUUCAACCGCCGCAAAGACAUCGUCGACAUCGAUCACUUCCGCCGCGAGUCGUACGGCGCGGGCGAAAAGGCCCUGAUGCCUGGCUUCGGCGACCUGGUCGUCAACGCGGCUGUCCCCAUCUGGGACGACUCCCGGGACAGGUCGGCCGUGGACCGGGUCAGGUGGACAUUCGACCACAUGCCCAACGUCGAGCGGCUCUAUAUAUCUGCCGAUGACGAUAUAUUCAAGCACGACCGGCAUUUGCGGUGGUGUGCCUCCGACUAUGUGCACAGGUACCGCGUCGAAACGCACGAGAAGGAGCCGGGCCUGGGCGAGGACAUGGUCUCCCUCUUGUGCUGGCCCGACGUGGACAACCACCCAGACUUUGCCAAAUAUCAGCUCCCCAAGCGGCAUAUGCGCUCCCAGCCAAAGUCUAUCGGCCGGAUGCUCGAGGAACAUGGAGUCGAGGCCUGGCCCAUGGUGACUUUUGAGUUUGAAGCGGCGUUGCAACGCUUCGAGCAGCUUCGCGACACAAAGGACCUGCCGUACGAGGCAACGCCGAGCGGCAGCGACGAUUCAGACGACGAGGAAAGCGGCGACGACGAUAGCGAGUCUGAGGACAUUGACGAGUACGAGAGCGAGGGCAUCGACGACGAGCCCAUUGAGGAGCUUGAUGAUUCCGAAGACGAGUCAUCUGUGGACGAGGACAGCGACGCCGCAGGCGCACGCUUUUCGAGCCCCGAGGCAAGCGUCGACGGAGCUCCGGCUUUGGACCGCCCGCCACGACGCAAUAUCGUUGCCGACUCUGACGAUGACGACGAGCCCGAGCAAGGCCCUUCCAAUAGACGAGGAAAUCGCAAGAUUGCGGCGGACACGGAUGACGAAGACGACGCGGAGGUCGACGAGCCAGAGCAAGCACCAUCAAACCGACGGGGGAAGCGCAAGAUUGCAGUUGACUCGGAUGACGAGGGCGACGCCGAAGUCGACGAGCCGCGGGCGAAGCGCGCAAGAACCGGCAACGCUCCGCCCGUGAACGGUGCUGGUUCCAGCUUCCGGGCUGCUGCUGAGUCUGACUCUGAGACGGACGACGGUGCUGGCGCCAGGCUGGAGCCAAACGGCGGGGCGGAGUCAUCCGCGCAAGAAGACUCGGACGGCUCGUCGGAAGAGGGAGCAGAGGAGCCGAGGCGUCUUACCCUGGCGGAGCGGCUGCAACGGCACCGCGAGGCGCACCCGAUACCCGUGUCCGAUAGUGAGGUUGACUCGGACGAAGAGGAUGAAGAUGAGGACGACGAGGAUGAUGAGGAUGAAGAAGACGAAGACGAGGACGACAAUGGCCUCAUUGACGGCAUGGCCAGCGAGUCUGACGGCGAGGGGGACGAAGGCGACGAAUCUGAGGGAUGGUAG
Messenger RNA from Purpureocillium lilacinum, 1905 nucleotides. RefSeq lists its product as uncharacterized. Lineage: Eukaryota; Fungi; Ascomycota; Sordariomycetes; Hypocreales; Ophiocordycipitaceae. The record is from RefSeq and is a predicted model, not a curated record.